AGCCCCCGCCGGCACCCUGGAAGGGGAGCGAGAAGGUGGGAUUCUCCGAUCGCAACUAACCCAGCCGCUCCGCUCUCGGGGGCUUUGAACCCGAAUCGGAGCGUGGCGGCGAGGCCGGACUGGAAAGGGUGAAAUGAGGAAGGGGGGGGGGGCAGGCGGAGUGGCGGGGGGGGGGGGAGGAAGGAGGUCUGUAAAACGUCAGGAACAGCCCCGAGUCUUUGCCACGUAAUUAGAGGCUCCUAUUAAGUCUGGCUCUGCUGCCCUCCCCAGGGUCUGGCCAGCUCCCCCCCCCCCCUACAUGCCAGGCUGUGCCGUUUGAAGUGCCAGAGAGCCGCUGGGGGGGAGUGAACAGGAGGCGGAAAGUCCCCCCCCCCCUCCGCCCCAAUCUGCCUCCUCCUCCUCCUCCUCCGGCCAGCAGCCGCGGGGAUCCGGAGUGGCGCUCAGUCCGUCGGCGGAGCCCAGCUGCGCCCCUCCCGCCGGCCCGCCCCUGCUGCCUUGCCCCUCGGCCGGCCGGCCGUCGCAGGAGCGCGCCCAGGCCAGGGGAGAGAGCCUGGGGGGCGGCCGGGAGAGCCUGGGGGGCGCCGGGCCCGUGGAUUCCCUCGGAGGGACUUGGCUCGACGGCACCGCUGCGGUGCGGAGGGGAGGCUUGCCGGUGGGGCGCGCCGUCUGUGCUGGCCGGGAGCCCCUUCCCUUCUGCUCUCGCCUUCGCCCUCCCCGGUCCGGGGGGGCCGCCAGCCAUGACUUCCAGCUACGCGCACGUCCUGGACCGGCCGCCCCCCGCCCUGGCCGGUCGCCUGGACGGCCCCGGCGGCCACCUGGACAGCCUGCAGGCCAAGAAGAACUUCUCCGUCAGCCACCUGCUGGACCUGGAGGAAGCCGGCGACUUGGCGGCGGCUCAAGGCGACGAGGGCGUCGGGGAAGGCGGCCGGAGCCUGCUGGAGUCGCCCGGGCUGACCAGCGGCAGCGACACGCAGCAGCAGGAAGGUGACCCCCUGAAUUCAGAAGAGAAGAAGAAGAGAAAACAAAGAAGGAACCGAACCACCUUCAACAGCAGCCAGCUGCAGGCACUGGAGAGAGUUUUUGAGCGGACACACUACCCGGAUGCCUUUGUACGAGAAGACCUUGCACGCCGGGUUAAUCUCACUGAAGCCAGGGUUCAGGUAUGGUUUCAGAACAGAAGGGCCAAGUUCCGCCGAAAUGAGAGAGCCAUGCUGGCGAACAAGAACGCAUCCCUCCUCAAGUCCUACUCAGGAGACGUGACUGCGGUGGAGCAGCCAAUAGUACCGAGGCCGGCUCCGAGGCCCACUGACUAUCUCUCCUGGGGGACUGCUUCUCCAUACAGUGCCAUGGCCUCCUAUUCACCUUCCUGCACCAAUGCCAGCCCUGCCCAGGGCAUGAAUAUGGCCAACAGCAUUGCCAAUCUGAGACUGAAGGCAAAGGAAUACAGUUUACAAAGGAACCAGGUGCCGACAGUGAAUUAGAGACAGCAGGGAGAACGUCCUCCUUUGAGGACGAGCGACGCCAAAGAGGCCGCCAUCUUGUUUUCGCAGUGUAUUCGAAUCCGGAACAUGAGACAGAACCAACUAAAAUUGAAAAACGAAAACAAAGAAAAACAAAAUUCAACCUUGGAAAUAAAAGCAAGAUUCAAAAUGAAGAGAAAAUGGCUACCCGUAUAACUCUCCCCACAAAAUUCAGUGCCCUCAAACCAGCCCUCUUCAGUGGAGGAUACCAAAGCUUAUGUUUACCUUAAAAAUGACUGCAAAUCAAACCACACCCAUUCUGCACUUGAAUCUCUCUCCUUCCGCCUGCACCUGAGAUUGUAUGACUGCCAACAGACCUUUUCUAUGCAGGCUUUCUAAAAUGGAUUUUCAAACCCUGCCUUCAUCCUCCAAAGCAUGGAUAAAUCAACAUUAGCAUCCAACUUUUGAUAUUGUUUGUUGCCUAGAAGGGUUUCUUUUCUUGUCAUCUUUUGGAACCCAGACUUGAUUUAGAAUGUUUUUGGACAGACCAUGUAAAACCAUAGUUUAAUAUUAAGUAUUUUAAGUUUCUGAAGCCAGGAUUUGACUUGCAUUCAACCUUUCUUGGUUGUGACCGGUGCGAGUUUUGUUGUCUUACUCCUUCCCUAUCACGCCCCACAGACCUGGCUGGUACUCUGUUGCUCAGAAAGAUGAUAGUAUGGUCUGUCAGUUGAGGUGCAGUGGUCAAGAAAAUUGUCUGCUUCCACAUUAGAAUAUAGUCCUGAACAAUGGUGGGAUCCAAAAAUUUUAGUAACCGGUUCCCAUGGUG
Messenger RNA from Sphaerodactylus townsendi, 2286 nucleotides. It is a transcript of the gene PRRX1, whose product is annotated as paired related homeobox 1. The transcript is spliced from 4 exons. The record is from RefSeq and is a predicted model, not a curated record. Gene Ontology annotation, molecular function: DNA-binding transcription factor activity, RNA polymerase II-specific; DNA binding. NCBI's taxonomy places the organism in Eukaryota, Metazoa, Chordata, Lepidosauria, Squamata, Sphaerodactylidae. Bases 738 to 1481 code for a protein of 247 amino acids. Gene Ontology annotation, biological process: regulation of DNA-templated transcription.